Fusarium keratoplasticum is the source of this 540-nucleotide messenger RNA. RefSeq names its product Cupin-5 domain-containing protein. The transcript is spliced from 2 exons. Bases 1 to 540 code for a protein of 179 amino acids. NCBI's taxonomy places the organism in Eukaryota, Fungi, Ascomycota, Sordariomycetes, Hypocreales, Nectriaceae. The record is from RefSeq and is a predicted model, not a curated record. Gene Ontology annotation, cellular component: intracellular anatomical structure.
AUGCGUUUGUCACUGGCAUUGUUUGGCCUGCCUCUUUGCUUGGCCUUUGCAGUCCCCGAGAACAUCCAGCCACGGACAGAAAGCAGCGUCAAUCUCGCCGAAUGUCAUUCAGCGAAAGAAGUCAUCAAGCUACUGGAUAUGCAGCCCUCAGCCGAAAAGGGCUACUUUGUCGAAACCUUCCGAGACCCAGCAGUCACAGCCAACAAUCGCUCUGCCAGCACCGCCAUCUACUACCUGCUUGAAGGAAAAUCAGGCUUCUCUCUUUGGCACAAGUUGGACGCUGCAGAGGUUUGGCACUAUUAUGCCGGAUCACCUCUCGAGCUCUACCAGUCUCACAACGAUGGAAGCUGUGUCAAGAAGAACCUGAUGGGACCGGAUAUCUUCAAGGGACAGAGGCCGCAAGUUGUGGUUGAAGAGGGAGAGUGGCAGAGAGCUCGCAGUUUGGGCAAGUGGACACUUGUUGGCACUACAGUUGCUCCAGGAUUUGACCCCAACGGAGAGGUGCUUCAGACAGAGAGCUGGGAGCCGCAAGGCUGUUAA